Mercurialis annua (annual mercury) is the source of this 1556-nucleotide messenger RNA. RefSeq names its product NAC domain-containing protein 18-like. Bases 52 to 1317 code for a protein of 421 amino acids. Lineage: Eukaryota; Viridiplantae; Streptophyta; Magnoliopsida; Malpighiales; Euphorbiaceae. Gene Ontology annotation, molecular function: DNA binding. The transcript has 3 exons. The record is from RefSeq and is a predicted model, not a curated record. Gene Ontology annotation, biological process: regulation of DNA-templated transcription.
UAAUAUUUAAAGUUCCAGAGAGACUCACUCAAAAACUCAAAAUCUUAGACAAUGUCUAACAAUCGAAACUCGAAGUACUUGCGUUUUCCUCCAACUCAACCAUCUAAUGGAGGAGAUGAUCGGUCUCGGUCUCAACAACCCGACUCAGCGAUUCCGCCUGUUGAAUCGAAUUUGCCUCGUCUUACGGAGGAGCAAUUGAGUUUGUUCAAGUCUUUUCCUCCAGGUUACAGGUUCAACCCUGAUGAUGGAGAGCUCAUUGUUGAAUAUCUGCAAAAGAAAGUCCAGGAUCGACCUUUGCCUCCGAGCAAAAUCAUGAAUGUUGAUCUUUAUAAAUUUAAUCCUGAAGUUCUUGCAGCUACAUAUUUGAAUCAUGGAGAGAAGGAAUGGUACUUUUUCACACCAAGGGACAAGAAGUACCCGAAUGGAUCGAGACCCAAUCGAGCUGCCGAUGGCGGGUACUGGAAAGCCACCGGAGCCGAUAAACCUAUAAAGCAUAAAGGUAUUGUAGUUGGAAGGAAGAGAGCUCUUGUUUUCUACAUGGGAAAACCUCCAAAGGGUGAUAAAACGGACUGGAUUAUGCACGAGUUCAGACUCGAAAACCCUCCUCCGACUCGAGUGCCAAAAAAAACCAAUCCCAACACCAAAGAAUUUAAUAUGAGGCUUGAUGAUUCGGUGUUAUGUCGGAUUUACAAGAAAUCUGAGAGAUUUACUAGACCUGAAGGAGAUCUGGAGGCAGAGAAUGAAAAUGAGGAUAUUAAUGAUCCGAAAGCUGAGUUAAUAGACAAUAACAAUGAGGCUAUUAUUGGUUAUGAUAAUAAUCCAGGCGGCUUUGAACCCGAAUUCUACGCUGAAUCUCCUCCGGAAAACUACGAACUACUCUUCGGUGACUAUGGUCAUCCAGAAUCACCAAUUGAUUUCGCUCCACCUGGAAGCAGUUACAGUUACAAUGAUCAACUACUUCCAGUAGUAGCCAAUAAUUAUAAUCAUCCUGCUGGAUUUUCUUAUGAUUCUUAUCAUCACGAUCAUCAUAAUAACGGGAUGAUGGGGUCAGGAGGAGACUGGUGGAUGCAUUUUGAUCAUCAUGAAAAUCCUUAUCAGCAUCAGAGUCCUUUUCAUCAUCAGCCGAGUCCAUAUCAGUAUCAGCAGAGUCCAGUCUCUACUAUGGUAAGUCUAGCAGAUAUUAUUACAUCUCCACCGCGUCCGAAUAACCAACAGUUUGAGCAGCUACCGCAGCAUAAUAACCUGCAAUUCCCGCAGCAACCGCCGCAGCAACUCCGUCCAGGCUUACCACAACCACCACAUAGCAACAAAGAAUGAAUGCUGCCCUAGCAGCAGAUAUCAGGGUUAUAAGUACUUAUGGUAUCAAAAUUUUAUCCCUAGUUUCAACUUAGUACAUUUCAAUUUGUACCCUAAAUUUAAUUUAGUUUCAGGCGAUUCCUUGAUAAAUUCAGACUAAUGAAUUUGUUGAGUGAUCGCCUGAAAUGUAAUUUAAUUUUCGGUAUUAGUUUGAACAGAUUUUAUUAGCUUAGGCAUUUUUUUAUGAACAGAUUUUGUUA